Messenger RNA from Paracoccidioides brasiliensis Pb18, 759 nucleotides. Its product is annotated as alcohol dehydrogenase 1. The coding region runs from base 1 to 759 and encodes 252 amino acids. The record is from RefSeq and is a predicted model, not a curated record. Gene Ontology annotation, molecular function: zinc ion binding; oxidoreductase activity. The transcript is spliced from 2 exons.
AUGGCACCUCAAAUCCCCAUUCCCGAAAAGCAAUGGGCCCAAGUGGCUGACAAAGUCGGCGGGCCGGUGCAAUAUCGACAAAUCGCCGUCCCAAAGCCGGGCGCCGAUGAAGUCCUCGUAAACAUAAAAUACUCGGGCGUCUGCCACACCGACCUUCACGCGAUGAAGGGUGACUGGCCCCUGGAUGUGAAAAUGCCCCUGGUGGGUGGACACGAAGGGGCUGGUGUCGUCGUCGCCCGCGGACAGCUGGUCACCGACGUCGAAAUCGGUGACCAUGUCGGCAUCAAAUGGAUCAACGGGUCAUGUCUGUCGUGCGACUUCUGCGAGAGUGCAAACGAGCCCCUGUGCCAGAAGGCGAUCCUUUCGGGUUACACGGUGGACGGGACGUUCCAGCAGUACUGUAUUGGGAAGGCGGCACAUGUCACUCCCAUUCCAAAGAACGUGCCGCUGGAUCAGAUAGCGCCCAUUCUCUGUGCCGGAGUGACUGUUUAUAAAGCGCUGAAGGAAAGCAAAGCAGCUCCCGGCCAGGCGGUGGCGAUUGUCGGGGCCGGGGGUGGGCUGGGAUCGCUGGCACAGCAGUACGCUAAGGCAAUGGGGUUGCAGAUUAUUGCCGUUGAUGCGGGUAAUGAGAAGAGAGAGCUGUGUAUGAAGAUGGGUGCGAAGAUCAGGGGAAGGUCGCAGGCCGCUACGUCCUCAAGAUGCCAGAGUAGACGGAGCAAUCCUCGACGGAGUCAUCAUGACUUUUAUGGAAAUGUAUGA